Bombyx mandarina (wild silkworm) is the source of this 1766-nucleotide messenger RNA. RefSeq names its product solute carrier family 41 member 1. Gene Ontology annotation, cellular component: plasma membrane. Lineage: Eukaryota; Metazoa; Arthropoda; Insecta; Lepidoptera; Bombycidae. Gene Ontology annotation, biological process: monoatomic cation transport. Gene Ontology annotation, molecular function: monoatomic cation transmembrane transporter activity. The record is from RefSeq and is a predicted model, not a curated record.
GACUUUGUUUCAUUUUCCCACAUUUGUGCACUUUCACAGAUACUAAACAGUUAAAUUUUCGACAGUGUGAAGACAUCAGUUUUGCGUGUAUAACAAUGUAUUAAGUGAGCAUAAGUGUCUAUAUUCUUUAAUACCGUAUAUUUAUUACUCACUUUAGUCUGCGAAUCUUUUACAUUUGUUUACAUAUUAACACACUUUUGACAUCAUGAACAGAAACAAGAAUAGUGCCAAAAUGUCUGGCAGAGCAGACGAAAUGGAAUUGACAACUUAUAGCAGAAUGAAUGGAGACAAGCCUCCUGAUAUUAAGGAGAAUGUAAAGGAAAACUCUUGGGUAGCUGGUGUGCAAAUGUUUGUUUCAUUUUUGCUUGCCGGAUUUGGUAUGGUGGCAGCCAGCCUUCUUUUAGAUGUUGUCCAACACUGGGACGUAUUUUCAAAAGUGUCCGAAGUAUACAUACUGGUACCGGCCUUAUUAGGUCUCAAAGGUAAUUUAGAAAUGACAUUAGCUUCAAGACUUUCAACACAUGCACAUUUAGGUCACUUAGAAACGAGUCUAGGAUCCUUAGUUGUUGGUAACCUCUGCUUGAUUCAAUGUCAGGCAGUUCUAGUAGGGUUUUUAGCUGCAAUGGCAGCUGUGGCAAUGGGGUGGAUACCAGAAGGCGAGUUUGAUAUUCAUCAUGCUUUAUUGUUGUGUGCCUCCAGUGUCUUAACUGCAUCGUCUGCAAGUUUAGUCCUUGGUUUGAUUAUGAUUGGUGUGAUAGUCAUUUCCAAACGUAUAAACAUAAAUCCAGACAAUAUUGCUACACCAAUAGCUGCCAGUUUGGGAGACCUGACAACUUUAGCACUAUUGUCCUUUGUAGCAUCUUUGUUGUAUAAGUCUAUUGGUACGAGUGUAGUAUUACCAUCGAUAAUUAUAAUAAUGGGUGCUUCUAUUGUACCUGUUUGUGGUUAUGUGGCAUGGAAAAAUAAGUUUACACAGCAAGCUUUAGAUGAAGGAUGGGUGCCUGUUGUAUCAGCUAUGGUAAUAAGCAGUAUUGGUGGUCUUAUAUUAGAUCACACAGUGUCUGUCUAUAAAGGAAUAGCAGUAUAUCAAUUAGUGAUCAAUGGAAUUGGUGGUAAUAUGGUAGCUGUACAUGCUUCAAGAUUAUCAACAACACUGCACACUGGACAAAAAGAAGACUCUGUUAUAAGCAGCACAACUAAACUUCUUCUUUUGAUGGUAGUACCUGGACAAUUAAUCUUUAUUUACACUAUAGAGUACCUAAGAGCUGGCCAUACCUCAACAACAUUAAUCUUCAUUUUUAUUUAUAUGUCUGCUGCUUUGCUCCAAGUGUUUCUUUUAUUGGCUAUAAGUCAUUACAUGGUUGUCUGGAUGUGGAAAUUGGGUAUGGAUCCUGAUAACUCAGCCAUACCAUACUUGACAGCACUAGGAGAUUUACUUGGUACUGCACUUUUAGGUAUCGCUUUUAGUAUAUUGUAUGCUAUAGGAGAUAAAGAUAGUGAUUUGGGUGAUUAAUUUAUCUUUAAUUAAUAGUAUCUUAUAAUAAGACUGUUUUAUCUAUUGUGAAAAGAUAUUUCUUGUGACAUGUGAUUGACAUUACUUAAAACAUUAAUCUUACGAAUCUACUUAAGUAAAACUACAAUCUAUCUACAGGGAAAUUCUAGUACAUAAUAUUGGUGCUAUAGUUCCAUAAUGUGGUAUACAAAAAUAAAUUUAUUUCAUUAUCUUAGGAUUAAUAUAUUUUUGUAAACUUUCAAUAAAUAUAUUG